Molecule: messenger RNA, 1122 nt
Organism: Ustilaginoidea virens
Lineage: Eukaryota; Fungi; Ascomycota; Sordariomycetes; Hypocreales; Clavicipitaceae
Exons: 2
Coding region: 1-1122 (373 amino acids)
Biological process (GO): tRNA wobble uridine modification
Cellular component (GO): transcription elongation factor complex; elongator holoenzyme complex; cytoplasm
Source: RefSeq, a predicted model, not a curated record
AUGUCCUUCCGCAAAAGAAAUGCAGUCAUUCGUGAUACAGCAGGUCGGACCUCAAGAAACAUCGACAAAAGCUUGUCUCCAGGAUUGCGCCCAUCUCCCUUGGAUGGCCGACUAACAACAUCCACAGGCACAGCAUCUCUAGAUCAACUUCUAACCGGCCAUUGGGGAAUGCCAUUAGGUAGCUCCUUGCUGAUUGAAGAGCCCGGAACCACCGAUUUUGGAGGUGCUGUACUACGCUAUUUCGCCGCGGAAGGACUGGUUCAAGGUCACGAAGUUCAUGUCUUAGGAUUCGGUAAUACUUGGCGACAAGAAUUGCCCGGGCUAUCGAAUCAGGAACAAGCCAAUUCGCAGGCUGAACAUCUACCACCAUCUAGAAUGAAAAUAGCUUGGAGAUAUGGGGCCUUGGGGAACCCGGAAACUAGACCAGCUGCUGAAAUAACCCCUCAGUUACCGGAAAUACUUAGAAGUCCUGGCUCAUUCUGUCACAAUUUUGAAAUGUCCAAGAGGCUAGAGUCCCGGGAUAUACGUGGCCGACUAGUUACAUACCCUUUGCACGGUAUCUCGAAUCACGAGUCUGCAUGUCAUUUCUCGAGCUUUAUCACGCAGCUCAGAGUUAAAUUAAAUGGUUCUCCCUCAACAGUGUAUCGAGUCAUAGUGCCUAGUAUUCUUUCGCCAUCCCUUUACGCACCUGAAGCAUGCAGACCACAGGAAGUCCUUCGGUUUUUACACGUUCUUCGAAGCAUGCUGCGACAGUACUCUACUCGGCUCACUGCGAUGGUGACAUUGCCAACAUCCCUCCACCCAAGAAAUACUGGCAUUUGCAAAUGGAUGGAACUCUUCUUUGAUGGUGUGAUUGAGCUUGUUCCUAUACCUAAGCCAAUGCAGCAUGUCGGAAACUCGGAUAGAGAAGACAAAUCCCAGGGUUUAGUGCGCAUUCAUGCGAUGCCCGUCUUUCACGACAAAGGUGGUGGUGUAGAAGGCUGUUGGACCGGAAUGGAUAUGGCUUUUCGACUGAGCCCUUCAAGCGGUUUGCAAAUAUUUCCGUUUAGCCUACCCCCUAUCGGCCUUCAUGAGUCGACUUCAUCAAAGGUCCCGUCGAAUACGUUAAAACUUGAAUUUUAA